AUGUUCGACUCCCUCGCCCACCCUCAACUCGAUACCCAUCGUGGUGAAUACCCCACGUUCCUCGAAUGGCGUCAAUCCACGCCAUCCCACUCUUCUUGCGAUACCCUCACCACCACCGAUGACAACAACAACAACACCGCCAUCUUGGACAGCCCACCUCCUACUCCUACACUCAGCCAGAACCAAAACCGGAACCAGGGCCAAAAAGUCCCCCAUCUUUCAACCCCUGCAGAAGCAUCCACAGCCAGACCUCACAUCGUCCUCGGUCGCGGGGACGUUGGUGGUAUCUGGGCAGACAUGGGACACGACCACAAUCAGACCCUCAGUUACAAUGAACACAUGGAACUGCCGCUGUACUCGUUCGCGGACUUUUUUCGCGACAACCCCGAACACGACAAAAACUUGGAGCGCCCUCUUCGGUCAACCGUCUCUGCAUACUACAAGGCUCAUGUUCUGCAAACAGGGAUUCAGUCCAAUUUCUCCAACUAUACCACCGUCACUGGAAUAUACCAUCUCAAGGACAUGGAGCGCCACUGCUGUUGUGGAUUGGACCCGCGGGAUUUUACAAGAGACAAGCACACAGGGAAUCUGAGACAAAGUCGUGGACGCACGGAGGGACUUAGACCCUGUCAGAGCUGUGCACCUUACCGAUACGUCGUCCUAGGACAUGUUGAUCCGCCCUCGACCCGCCAACAUGGGUCAAAGAGUAACAGAACAAGGUUUAUGAUCCGCGCAAAGUCGGUUGUGUUGGCGACAGGAACAUUCGAUCAGCCCAAGAAGCUGCCAGCGGCAGAAGCCGACCCCUGUGCACUCCCAGCGUCGCCUACAGCCAUGAUUCAACAGUCUUUCCAUGACACCCGCCAGCUCGAGGAAUGGAUGAAACGACAUGACGGAUCUGCUCCCCUUCGGCUAACAGCGGCCUCACCUCCACCCUCGCCAUCAUCAUCACCGUCCAAGCCUCUCGCCAUUAUCGACAUUAUACAGCCAACAUUGUCAUCAGCGUCCACACUACCGAUUGUGAUUGUCGGAACAGGACUCUCAGCAGCUGACGCGAUUCUUCUGAUCCACGAGAAGCAACCCUGGCGACGUGUCAUCCAUAUCUACAAGCAUUUUUCGGCAUCGGAACCAUCACCGCUCAAGAGAUGCCAUCGAGAUGUCUACCCAGAGUACAAUUCAAUCUGGAUGCGGAUGAAGCGAUUUGCGACGCUGAAGAACUCGGUUCAGUCCUAUCACCAUCCCAAGGAAGGCGAACAGCCAUGUCGUGUUUUUGGGAACAUUGACAAGCAGUCGACCUGUGAGCCGUGCAAACAGUUGUUGCCUCAGGAGGACCAGGACCAGGGCCGCGACAACAUGUUUGCCCCACUCUGCGCGGCAUGUUCGUACAAGGGUUUGCCGGAUGCGUCGGUUUCGAGCUGGGAUCCGGUGACAGGGCAGAUCGUGUUGGUUCUGAGCCAUGGAGUUGUCAUUCAGGAACAGGUCGCUGCGGUUGGAGUGUUUAUUGGCAAGCAGGUCCAUAUGGGAUUCCUGAAGGGCUCCCUUGCUCAGGAGAUGCUGUCGUCCUCACCCUCGUCUCCUCUUGGAGACAGCUCUGCCCUUGGACUGAGACUCGGUGUUGGUGAAGCAGGCAGUGUCUCGUUGAGUGGAAGGAGCACGAGGAGGAAGAGGAGUAGCAGUCAGGCUGCAAAAGAACUGGCGGUCGAUAUCCCAACACCACCCUGUACGCCACCGCGUUCACCUACUCUUCGACCUAUGGGAAUGUCCGCUUCUACGACGACUGCGCGACAGCAAUUUUGGCACAAGCAGGCUCUCGAGUGUCUGCAUCGCUGUCGCACGGGUUUGUCUUCCUCGGACACUCCUUCCUCGUCCGCAUUGAAGGUUGGGAGCGAGAGGGAAGAGACGUCUCAGGAAUCAGAAGAAGGAUGCAGUCAGGACGAGCAACAAGACGUCUCUGACCAGGAGGAAGAGGAGGAGAAAGAAGAGGAUGAACAAACGGACCCUUCGCAGGUGCUGACUCUCCUGAAGCCUCUCGUAUCGGACAUGUACAACUUUCGACUGAUCCCCACUAGUAUUGCCGAGCCCGUCGUCGUUCACCAACGAGGAGCCACGAUUCCUUCGUCGCCUCUUUCAGUCUUGCCCUCCUCCGGUGUCAGCGCAGGCACGGCGCCGAUGACUCUUUUGACAACUGCGCCCACGUUCCCCACCAAGGCCAAGAGGUGUACUCGUCUGCCUUGUUACCCCAUCCGACGACCAUCAAUUGCUGAUUCUACCGCGGAAUCCUCUUCAACGGCACCCGAGAACGAGAGUACCGAGAUUGCGACCGCCACGACGAUCACUAGAGCCGCGACCAUAGGUGACGAAGCCCGAGGAGAAGGAGGUAGUCUCAGCGAUGCGGCAAGUCGAGUUGGCAAGAACAUUAUGGCCAUGUCGAGUGCGUGCAUCUCGAUGCCAUGUUCGCCACUAUUGGGUUCCCGGAUUGUUUGCCCAACCCUUCCUACUCCACCCUUGUUUAGUCUCUAUGCGGCCGCGGCGAAUGCAUUGACCAACUCGAUGGCAGCUUUGACACCGCGGUGUUCUUUGAUCUCUGCUUCUGUGGCGGCCUUCAACACUUCCACGUCGUCGCCUUCGUCUUCGUCUUCGGUUCUGUCGUCUAGGCGGUCUUCGAGGUGUUCGAGGUCGUCGUCCAUGUCGUCCUUGGCUCUCUCGACAAUUACAUCGCUGGACUCGAGCAAUGGGGCUGUUGCUGCGUCGGCUGCGGUCGCAGAUGGUACACAGGCUGUCGCUGCUAUUGGGGUGGCUGAUGUUGAGCCCACUGGCGGCGCUGCCACAGUCGCUGUCACAGCUACCAUUGCGAGGAAGGGUGUUACGGAGGAAGAGCGCCAACCUGACUACAGCCACGACGAUCAGGACACUAGUGAAGAUGGGUUGACAGAGGAUGUUGUCGACGAAGAUGAUGAUGAAGAGGAGGACGAGUUGCCGUAUCCUCCACCAGCAACACCUGCAGAAAAGCUGAUCGAACCUUGCAUGGACCAUUCGAUCUAUGCGGCGGGAGCGAUUACAGGAUCCAAGUUUGUGCGCUAUGUGCUUGGUAAUGGCGUUGCUAUCGUUGCUGACAUUUUACGUAGCGAGACCAUAUAG
Linnemannia hyalina is the source of this 3135-nucleotide messenger RNA. NCBI's taxonomy places the organism in Eukaryota, Fungi, Mortierellomycota, Mortierellomycetes, Mortierellales, Mortierellaceae. The record is from the annotation of a GenBank genome assembly.